This is a messenger RNA of Aspergillus calidoustus, 483 nucleotides long. The record is from the annotation of a GenBank genome assembly. Lineage: Eukaryota; Fungi; Ascomycota; Eurotiomycetes; Eurotiales; Aspergillaceae.
AUGACUGACUUUGUUCGAAGUAGCUUUGCAGGCCAGUUUCUGCGAUUGGCUACUGGCAAGAAGAUACUCAAGUACCCCGAAGAGAGAGAUGGAUUCCACCCCCCCACCUGUUACGCAGACCCUACUGCCCCAGAGGCGUUGUUCAAACGCGACGCUGUUUCUGGAGCCAUGAUGAAGGCAGAGAAUGCUGCGGAAGGCGAGGGGCCUUCGAGAAGACCAUCAUCGCAAGACCGCGGCAGCACUCGCAGUGCAGAGUUGCUGGAAAGGCAAAACACACUCCCAAUGGAAGAAUCCGGCGCGUUGGCGAAGAUCACAACUCGACACGAACUCCAGGGCGUCCGAACACAAGAAGACCUUGAGCGGCUUUAUACAGCGGCUUUAUACAGCGGCUUCACACAGAGCGGAACUGGAGAAGGGUCCUUCCCAGCCAAUCGCACCUACGGAGACAUCGGAUGGAACAAUUUUGGUGGAUUGGUAGUCUGA